UGGUUAAAUUUGACACUUUAAUAAUUUAUUCAAUAUUCAAUUUAUUGGUAAUACGAAUUUUAAAAUCCUAAAGACAUCGUCUACAAAUAUGUAUCAUCUACAUUUAUUAGAAAAAACUAGGAAUCCACAUGAAGAGUGCCAACUUGUUAUACACGACGAAAAAACCGUAAAACACAAAAUUGAUUCAGGAAUUUUCAUCGAUACAAGACGUUGGAUCCGUACCCAAUUAACCAUCAGUAAUGUGCACCCGAAAACAAUUAUAUACUAUAAAUCAGUAUCGGCAAGACGAAGAGAAGAGAACAGACAUUUGAAUAAUUACUACUAUAUAAUACAUCCGUUCAGUGCUUUUAAUCUGUGGUGGGAAAUAACAAUGUUCUUUGUUUACAUCUACAUGUUAAUAGUGUACUCACUUGAUGAUCUCUUUAUGUUUUCUCCUAAAUAUUUAUUUUAUAUUAACAUUAUGAAGUUUUUCGGUGAUAGUGUGUACCUAAUUGAUAUUGUACAUAUUUUCAUUACAGGAUAUUACGACACUGACCUGAGCAAAAGUAUACUGAAUCCUUGGAAAAUUGGCAAGAAGUAUUUAAAAGGAUAUUUCAUUAUCGAUUUAAUCGCUAUAGUCCCAUCAAUUUGUAUUCCUCUGGGAUGGAUAAAUCUCGUGAAUGAAAUCGAUGAUCCUGUGUUAAGACAUUUGCGCUUUAUCGGUAUAAUUCGCAUCUUUAGAUUAGGUCGAAUAUUUAAUGCUCUGGAUCUUAUUGGGAUGUAUAAAAACUUUUCUAUUUACAUCUACAAAAUCACCAAAGUUUUAUUACUGUAUGCAAUAACUUUGUGCGUGUUGUACUUCUUUUUAUUUGUGAUACGAACCAAUAUCAGAAAAUAUCACAAAAGGCCCAUUGAUAGCAUACCUUCUCGAUAUCUACAAGCCACCAUGAUGCUAAUGUUAAUUGCCCACUCUCGUUCCGUAUUGAUAUCAAAUAUUUUGCUGGUGUCAAAUAUUGCGUUCUUUAUGGUUUGUGGGGUGCUGCUAUAUUUAGUUUUAUUUGCCCAACUGCUACAAGCUUUACGUACAUUUAUUUCAACCAAAACCACUACCAGCACAGUUAUUCAACAGUUUGAAAAAUACAUGAGGUAUAAAGGAUUGUCCAUAGAGUUACGACAAAAAAUAUACACUUUUUUUGAUUUUAAAUUCCAACAGGAAUUUUACCAUGAAAAGAGAAUGCACUAUUUUGUAUCUGAUGCGCUUAUGAACAGAAUUUUAAUGGAUAUUUGCAGACGAAAGUUUAAAAAUACUCAGUUGUUCGUCCAUAUACCGAACUUGGUAUUAUAUAAGCUAGUUGGAAAGCUGAAAAAUUCAAUAUACCUGGAGGAUGAUGUUAUUAUGCAUAUUGAUGUACCGAAUGAUUUUGUCUACUUUAUUUUUUAUGGAACACUGGCUGUUUAUAAUCAGAGGGGUCAGGAAAUUUGUCAUUUGGAAGAUGGGGCAAACUUUGGGGAAUUAAGUUUACUGAAAGAAAAUCGAAUUAGUUCUGUCAAGAUAGUUGCUGUUGCCCCAUCUGAACUAUUUGUGUUGCAUAGAAAAGACUUUUUCAGUGUUUUGAAGGAUUUUCCUGAAGUUAGAAGAAAAGUUAUUGAAAGAAGUAUUGACAGAUAUAAUAAAGUUGAAACGGAUUACUUUUAGUUAUGUUGUAAGAUU
Molecule: messenger RNA, 1690 nt
Organism: Diabrotica balteata
Lineage: Eukaryota; Metazoa; Arthropoda; Insecta; Coleoptera; Chrysomelidae
Source: the annotation of a GenBank genome assembly